ACUGCCUAGCCCUUGGAGUUGCGUUUGUAAAUGGCACAUGAAGCGGACACCACCAAGACACAGAAAAAAGCCGUUAUCUACAAACUCUGCAACUGAAACCACUUAUUCAGAACUGGGCACUGUGAGAGCCUUGUUAAGUACACUGACCAAGCAAAAAAGUAAAAGAAAAUAAAAAAGAGAGAGAAAGAAAAUGCCAACCUUGAAUCUCUACACAAACAUACCAGUUGAUGCAGUCACCACCUCUGAUAUUCUCAAAGAUGCCACCAGAGCUGUUUCUAAAAUCAUUGGCAAGCCUGAAUCGUAUGUGAUGAUUUUGCUGAAUGGAGGAGUGCCUAUUGCAUUUGCGGGCACUGAAGAACCAGCUGCAUAUGGGGAAUUGAUCUCGAUUGGGGGACUUGGGGCAAGUGUUAAUGGAAAAUUGAGUUCAACCAUUGCUGAUAUUCUUCAAACAAAGCUCUCGGUUGAUAGCUCUCGCUUUUACAUUAAAUUUUAUGAUGUUCAGCGCUCCUUCUUUGGUUUUAAUGGCUCAACUUUCUAAACAGCUUCAAUAUGACGUUAUUUGGAAAAUGCUGCAGAUUGAAGCUACAUUAUGACCACCUAAUUGCCAUUUAUACCUUAAAUAGUAGUUUUACUUUUUUCAAGGAACAUUGGUUAUAGGUUACUAUUGUAUGUUCAAAUUAGUGCUAUUAAGUAUUUUUCAUGUUCUCA
Messenger RNA from Ricinus communis (castor bean), 708 nucleotides. RefSeq names its product macrophage migration inhibitory factor homolog. The transcript has 3 exons. Gene Ontology annotation, molecular function: phenylpyruvate tautomerase activity. The record is from RefSeq and is a predicted model, not a curated record. NCBI's taxonomy places the organism in Eukaryota, Viridiplantae, Streptophyta, Magnoliopsida, Malpighiales, Euphorbiaceae. The coding region runs from base 191 to 538 and encodes 115 amino acids.